AUGGCGAUUGGAGUGUGCUUUUGUCACAAGAUCAUUGAUGCUGCCUCAUUGGCCACAUUGAUGAAUGGGUGGGCCAGCAUAUCACGUGGUGAAACCAUCUCCAACCCAGACUUCCAGUCUUCCAAGCUUUUCCCAACCGAAGGGCCUGUUGCUUUCGUUGGGCCUAACAUGAAAGAGAACAUUGUGACAAAGAGGCUUUUAUUCGAUGCGUCCAUGAUAGCUACCCUUAGAGUUAGACCAGCCAACCAUUUGGAAAACCAUCCCACACGGGUCGAAGCAGUGACGGUGCUUAUCUGGCGAUGCAUGAUGCGGGCAUGUGGAGCCAAAGAGGGGUUGUCAAAGACGUCCAUGGAGGUGCAUGCGGUGAACUUGCGGGGAAGAAUGGUGCCGCCAGUGCCGGAAUAUUCGUUUGGGAAUUUGUUGGUUUUGGCGACAUCUGUGGCAAUGGAGGAAGAGUGCCACAUAGACACUCAACAUUAUCUAGAGAGGAAAAUAAGGGAUGCAACAAGAGAAAUAGAUAUUGAUUACAUAAAACAACUCCAAAAAACAGAUGGGGUUUCAAGGGUAGAUGAAUUAAUAGAUGAGAAGAUCAAAAAAUACUCGAAUUGGGGUAGAGACUUGUAUGCCUUUUCUAGUUGGUGUAGGUUUCCUUUCUAUGAUGCGGAUUUUGGAUGGGGAAGGCCUACUUGGGUUUGUACUAGCUGUUGGGGUGCAAAGAACAGUACGAUUUUAAUGGAUACAAGAGAUGGUGAUGGCAUAGAAGCAUGGGUGAACAUGGAGGAUGUGGAUAUGGCUAUAUUUGAACAAGACCAGGAGCUUCUUUCUUUUGUUACCCCUUCAUCCAUUGAUUGA
Molecule: messenger RNA, 852 nt
Organism: Magnolia sinica
Lineage: Eukaryota; Viridiplantae; Streptophyta; Magnoliopsida; Magnoliales; Magnoliaceae
Product: stemmadenine O-acetyltransferase-like
Exons: 1
Coding region: 1-852 (283 amino acids)
Source: RefSeq, a predicted model, not a curated record